Messenger RNA from Olea europaea var. sylvestris, 935 nucleotides. RefSeq names its product peroxisome biogenesis protein 5-like. Gene Ontology annotation, biological process: protein import into peroxisome matrix, docking. The transcript has 2 exons. Gene Ontology annotation, cellular component: peroxisomal membrane; cytosol. Bases 459 to 920 code for a protein of 153 amino acids. The record is from RefSeq and is a predicted model, not a curated record. Lineage: Eukaryota; Viridiplantae; Streptophyta; Magnoliopsida; Lamiales; Oleaceae.
CUGCCGUAUCACAUUGUCUUAUCACAUGACAUAUCAUCUACUGUUGCUGAAUUAUGUCCAAUUAAAUACUUGCACACUGGAAACUGCCACCUUUAUAUGGUGGAAUACGAGUAUCUCAAUCCUAUUGAUCCCAUAAAGAAUUGUGUUCUUUUUCAAUCAAUCAAGAUGGAAAACUAAAAAUAUUAUUGUUUUGCUUGGUUCAGUAAAGUUUACCAGUUUGUAAGUAGAAAUGAUUGAGCAUCUAAUAGCUUUUUCAGCAUAUUCUUUUGCUUCUGGUCAUUACAAUUUGAACGAAAAUCCUCCUCGUUGAACGAACAAAAGGGGAGACGAUGGAAAAAUUAAAGAACAUGUGCACAUGCACACACUGGUCAUUUAGUUGCUGUAAGCGCCUUCCUUUUGGAAUGAACUGCUUGUCACGCUGUCUUAUUAUUUGACAUAUCAUCUACUGUUGCUGAAUUAUGUCCAAUCAAAUAUUUGCACACUGGAAACUGCCACUCCUUUUCCUUACUCUGUACUUUGACAUUACAAUUUUCCUCCAACUAUCACAGGAGCAAUCCCAACUUGCAUUGAUAGAUCAAAUGAGGCGUGCAAAUAUUUCUAGCUUAGCUGCCAUGGAGCACACACGUAAGCUAGCACACACGCUCACUCAAAACAAUGACCCAAAAUUCCAGAAUUCAAAGUUCCACCAGUUUGUAUCAAAAAUGAGUCGUGGCGAAAUUACUAUUGAGGAUAAUCAAAUAAAGCAAGGCACAUUCUCGGCACCUGGAGAUUGGGCAGCAGAAUAUCAGCAACAGUAUAAUGGAGGUCAAACAUGGGCUGACCAGUUUGUGAAUGAGCAGGCAAGUACAGUCUUGAUUAAUGGCACGAGACCUAGUGCUUAUCUGUUGUAUUAUAUAGCGCUUAUUUGGUAUGAAUUUUAACCUCAUUAUAAUUUA